AUGGCUGGUAUGAGUAAAUUACCUGCUGUUUAUCGUCAUGGUUUUGUGUUAGCAUCAUCCAUGGCUUUAUCUUAUUGGGUAACAGUCAAAUGGCUCCAUGAACGAUCUAAACAACUAUUAGCAAAAGAUAUCAAUUCGUCUAUGAAAUCUCAUCUAGCGAAGAAAGAUCGAAAUGUUGCUGUUGACAAGAAUUUUUUUCGGAAGCUUAUUAUUUUACUUAAAAUACUUGUUCCAAAAGUAUUCUGUGGCGAAAGUCUUUUCCUUGUAUUGGUUGCUGCAUCACUUGUAGCACGUACUUAUGCUGAUGUGUGGAUGAUUAAAAAUAGUACAUCUGUUGAAAGUGCUAUUAUUGGACGAAGUUCAGUUCUAUUUAAAGAAUGUCUUGGUAGAUUUGCCUAUGCAAUGCCAUGGAUUGCAUUGGUUAAUAAUGCUCUUAAAUAUACUCUUGAAGAACUUAAAUUACGUUUUCGAAAACGUUUAUCAUUAUAUUUAUAUGACCAAUAUCUCAAAGGAUAUACCUAUUAUCAAAUUAAUACACUUGAUAGUCGUAUUUCUAAUAUUGAUCAAUUAUUAACACAAGAUGUUGAAAAAUUUUGUACAAGUGUUGCCGAUCUUUAUACAAAUAUUUCUAAACCAUUUUUGGAUAUAAUUAUUUACGCAAGAAAACUCUCAGGAUCAAUAGGUCCAAGUGGACCAUCUUUAUUAGUACUUUAUUUAGUUUGUUCGGGUCUUGUUUUAACAAGAUUACGUCGUCCUAUUGGACAUAUGACAGUUGCUGAACAACAAUUUGAAGGUGAAUUUCGUUAUGUUAAUUCACGUUUAAUAACUAAUUGUGAAGAAAUUGCAUUUUAUAAUGGUAGUCGUCGAGAAAAAAUGAUUAUACGUGAUGGUUUUGAACGAUUGAUUAAACAUUUAAGAAGUUUAAUCAUCUUUCGAUUAGUUAUGGGUUGUAUCGAUAGUGUUGUUGCUAAAUAUGUAUCAACAUGUGUUGGAUAUUAUGUUGUCAGUCGACCAUUCUUAGAUCCAAUGAAUACAAGAUAUGCAAAUAGUACAUACAACGAAAUUUUAGAGGAUUAUUAUUCAUCUGGUCGAAUGCUUAUGCGACUUGCUGAAGCUGUGGGUCGUUUGGUUCUUGCUGGUCGUGAAUUAACAAAAUUAGCCGGUUUUACAACACGUGUUACAGAUUUAAUUGGAGUUUUAUCAGAUGUCAAUCAAGGUAAUUAUGUUCGUACUGGAAUUAAUAAUACUACAAUUGACAAGAAAAACGAUGAAGAAUGUAUUCGUACACAAGAUGGAAUUAUAAAAUUUGAAAAUGUUAAACUUAUGACACCAAAUGGUGAUGUUUUAAUUGAAAAUCUUAAUUUUACAGUACGAUCAGGUCAAAAUGUUAUUGUUGUUGGACCAAAUGGAUGUGGAAAAUCAAGUUUAUUUCGUACAAUUGGUGAAUUAUGGCCACUUGCAAGUGGAACAUUAACAAAACCAGGUAGUGGACAUUUGUUUUAUAUUCCUCAAAAACCAUAUAUGACUAUUGGUACAUUACGUGAUCAAAUUAUUUAUCCUGAUUCACAUGGUGAUAUGCGUCGUAAAGGAAUUAAAGAUGAUAAUUUAAAUGAAUUACUCGAUAAAGUUCAAUUAACAUAUUUAGUACAACGAGAAGGAGGUUUUGAUGGUGUACAAGAUUGGAUGGAUGUACUUUCAGGUGGAGAAAAACAACGUAUUGCUAUGGCACGUCUCUUCUAUCAUAAACCUCAAUUUGCUAUUCUUGAUGAAUGUACAAGUGCAGUUUCAGUUGAUGUUGAAGGAUUUAUGUAUGAAUAUUGUCGAACAGCUGGUAUUACUUUAUUUACUGUUUCACAUCGAAAAAGUUUAUGGAAAUAUCAUGAAUAUUGCUUAUAUAUGGAUGGUCGUGGAAGUUAUUCAUUUAAACCAAUUGACGAACAUACAUCUGAAUUUGGAUCUUAG
This is a messenger RNA of Rotaria sp. Silwood1, 1962 nucleotides long. Lineage: Eukaryota; Metazoa; Rotifera; Eurotatoria; Philodinida; Philodinidae. The record is from the annotation of a GenBank genome assembly.